GUUUGCCGCCCGUACCGCGAUCCCUGGAUAUAUGGGUUCAAUUCCGUAACAGUAGAACUUACCCAGCAACGCAUACAGCGACGAAACGGUCAACCUACACAAGCGUGCCCUUUGUAAGGAGGGGUUGCUUGCGCUUAGAAAAGGAUGUGAAGGGAAAAAGGUGUAGGCCAAGUCGCACGCAUACUAAGACAGUUGCUUGCUUUGCGGUUGGCAGGCCGGUCCCCGGGCCCAGGGCCAAGCGGUCGCGGUUGAGGAAAACCAGUGCGCGGUAUCUCCUUGCCUGGGAAUCUCGCCCGAGAUGAUUCAUACUAUGUGCCCUGUGCCCUACUUGAACUUCGUGUAUCGUUCGACGAACGUUGCCAGACGCACACACUCGUGCACGAGAGUGCAAAACUUGCGCGGGUUCGCUACUCACAUGCGGGUGCGUGCUCUCUCCCUAGCUAAGGGCUUAUGCUCGUCGAGAGAGAGAGCAUAUUCUUGGUUUCGGUAUGUUUUGGUGCUUUGUUUUGCUCGUUCGGUAGUAUGCUAGUAACAAACAACCGCGUGGGUGAUAUACGGUGGGAGAACAUGUUUUAUGCAGAGCGCAAGCAGAAGAGCAAGAGAGAUUCGUAGUAAGUAGAUUUUUAUUGUGAGAAAAAGCAUAGAAAACCGAGGGGUCCAACGAUGCAUUUUUUAGCUUCAUUACUGUUUUUCGGUUGUUGUUUUUUUAAUAGGAAAAAAAGUAGAAAACAUUAUUUUUUCCUAAUUUAUGUAAAUAUUUUCAGAUAGUAAUUUGCUAGUUAUUGAACAUAACAGAGUUAAGUAAAUAUCAACCAGAUCUACCAGACUUGCUCAAAAAUGUCAUCCUAUAUUAUUCGACCAAGAACAACAAACACGACCUUUUUUUGCGACACAAUUCCAUUUCACAAAACACACGGCUCAAGAAUUAAUUCCGAGGCCUACCGAUGUUCUCCAUUCACUUAGCACGCGGAAACGCACACUCUUACUUUCUUAACAACCCCUUAAAAACAAAAAAACCCACCCCAGGUUCUCCGGUUCGCUCGAGUCUCUCUCAAACAGUCCGAGCGCGUGCAGCAGCAGCAACAUCAACCCUGCUCUAGUAUUGGUACCAAGGCGUCGGCGGACGUGUGUGGGCCUUCCCCUAGCUAAACGGCAGCGUCAGUUUACCGGAGCCAUGCUGAGAGCGCACCGAGACUUACUCACUCAGUUCAAUCUUGGUCUUGCUGCAGCUUCGAUCGCGUCCGCGCGUCCGUAAAACGUUCGACAAAGGCUUCUAUCGCUAUCGUGCAACAAAAAAUAAAAAAAAAAACGGCGGAACUUCGCGCUCAGCUAGCGUUCGAGUCUUCGGGGUCUCCUUUCGAGCUGGAAAGUGCAACGAAGGUGUGUUGUGGCGUACUAAGUGUGUUCUCCGUUUAGAGUGGUUCUAGAAUUCUGAACACCUUUCGGUGUCGGUGGCAGUGCGUUUUGGUGGCACAGCUGCACACAAGUCCCGAUACAUAGUGCUCCACAUAUUACCCGCUGCCAGUGUGAGAUCAUCUCGGGGACACGCACUAAGGCAAAGAAAGAAAAAAAAACAAACACGAAUUUACCACAGCCGCUCCAAGUUCCAGCAAACUUGUUGAUCAGUUCCUUGAUUGGGUGAAUAACGCUGAAAACACACCCAUUAGUGUCUAGCGUGUGCUGUCGCCUACAUCUGGCCAAUUUAAUUCGGUGUCUGCUUGCGUGUGUCUUUGGUGAAGUUCACCAUCGGUACGGUACACGCCAACGGGACACAGCGUCAUUACGUCAUUGGCUUUGAUCGUGGUGGUGGUCGUCGAUUUUUCGACAUACAAAGUGAACUUGCGGUGAUUAAUUGGAAUCUAGUCCAGGCAGGAAUUACCCUACGCAAACGGUGGUCCGCUGUUUCGGAAACGAUUGAAAAUCAAUCCACACUCCAAGGGUGUGCGUCAUACCUGACCUAGACUGUACUUUGGUGGUGGAUGGUGAAACAGCUUUUUGCAAAAUUCCAAAAAAGUUUUUGGCUGCGAACUUUACCACCUUACGAGAGUGUCUUCCGGAUGUCUACCCUUGUUUUUGGAUAGCCUUUCGUGUGCACUUUAAAUGGUGCGAAAUUAAAGCAUAAAUACUUCUGGUGUGAAGUGAAUUUUAAAUUGAAGAAAAUUAGUGAAGCGUUCCUGUCGGGCAAUAUAAAUUCAAUCAUUUGUUACGAUUGGUCACGGCUAAAAGGUUGCAACAAAAUCAUUUGUGCAUUGCUGAUAUCCCAGCUAUUAAUUUUAUGUGCUUCUAUUGUUCUAUGUGUGUGUGUGUAGCUGGAAUUUGUGUGUGAGUGAUGUGCGUUUCCGUAACAAGUGCGUAAGGCCUUUGGAGUGCGUUCCUGUUUUAUUUGUAUGUGUGAGAAGCCGCACGCGCGCCAUACAACGCGAAAGGAGGGUGACUUGUGUGUCGCAAGUGUCGUCCCGUGGUAUAAUCCUCAACGGUAGGAGUCAUUACGGUGGCGAGCGGGGCACAGUCAAACCAUUUCCGUGAUUUCGUAAUACUUCCCAUUUUGCAAUCAGUGGACGUAAUACAGCGCAUCCGCCCCCUAUCGACGGUGGUGUAGCUCUAAAAAGCCGGUCAAAAGGGUGUAGUAGCACAUGUCCUGCCCGUCACUAGAACCGUGUGCGUACGUGUGUUAAAGUUCCAACGCAAGUGCUGGCGGGUUGGUUUCCGAUUGAAGGGAAAAUUGGUUUUCCCCUUGGUCUGUUGGUGUUUUGCUAUGGUUCAAGAGCGCUACGGUGAGGGCAAAGUUAACGUUGCAACGUAGGAGAAGAAAACGAAAAGGGGUUCGUACUGAAUAUUACCGUGGCCAGUCAUUGCGAACGCGAGUUUCCCCUCUGCAUAGUAGUAGCGACCGUAGCAGCAUUUUGUCACACCACCAUCCGUUGGAUCCGUCCACAAUAAUCCGCCAGAAUUGAGCCGCCUAUGUACAUCAAGAAGGAUCCGAGAAAGGAAGGAGUAACCAUGCGCGAGAAAAAAGGAGGUGCUUUGCAGAAGAUAAAAAAGCGAUUAUCGCACAGCUUCGGCCGAUUAUCGAUAUCGCGCGAAGAAAGCGACGAAUCAACGCAACAAAAUAAUCACCAUCACCAUCCGCAUCAUCACCAUCAUCACCACGGACAUGGUCACAAUCGUGGCGGUAAAGUGCCCUUCAACGGUUACACAUCCGAGGAGUACCUCGACCGACUGGAACCAAACGGCAACAUCCCGGCCGAUAAGUCUUACAGCAAACAUUGGAACAGAGUAAGCGAUCACGAACGCGUCCAUCGGCAGCUAUCGGUUUCGUCCGACAGCAAGCUGCUAGACGACGACAUCCGGGAGGAAACACGUGUGAUAAUGCGACCUAAGAAGCCACCCCGGCCAAAAUCCGAAGUGUUCUUGAACAAGCAUGACCCGCACCCGAGACGAAAAAGGUUUAGCGCAUUCGGGGGUGACUCGCCAUUCGGCAAAUCAGAUGCUUACAUUAAACUAGAGCAACUCGGUGAAGGAUCCUACGCAACGGUAUUUAAGGGUUAUAGCAAUUUAACAAAUCAAGUGGUAGCAUUAAAGGAAAUCAGGUUACAGGAAGAGGAAGGUGCACCGUUCACGGCCAUACGCGAAGCAUCCCUGCUGAAGGAACUGAAACAUUCGAACAUCGUGACCCUGCACGACAUCGUGCACACGCGCGAAACGCUCACGUUCGUCUUCGAGUUUGUGAAUACGGACCUGUCGCAGUACAUGGAACGACAUCCGGGUGGGCUCGAUCAUCGAAACGUGCGACUGUUCCUGUUCCAGCUGUUGCGAGGGCUUUCCUAUUGCCAUAAGCGAAGGGUGCUGCAUCGCGAUGUGAAACCUCAAAAUCUCCUCAUCAGCGAGAUGGGUGAGCUAAAGCUGGCCGAUUUCGGUCUAGCCCGUGCUAAGAGUGUUCCAAGUCAUACGUACUCGCACGAAGUCGUCACACUAUGGUACCGGCCUCCAGAUGUGCUGCUCGGUAGCACUGAGUACUCCACCUCACUCGACAUCUGGGGUGUGGGAUGCAUCUUUGUGGAGAUGAUCACCGGGAUGCCGACCUUCCCCGGCAUUCGCGAUACCUAUGAUCAGCUGGAUAAGAUCUUCAAAAUUCUCGGCACACCGACGGAGGAUACGUGGCCAGGGGUAACGCAUUUACCGGGGUAUAAGCUACAAAUGCUAGGCUUUUUCAAACCCCGCAAAUUGGGACUGAGCUUUCCCCGGUUGUACGACAUCAACGAGGGCGAAACGAUGGCGACCUCGUUCCUGCAGCUUAAUCCGGACAACCGGAUAAGCGCGGAUGAGGCGCUACGCCAUCGAUAUUUCGCGUCGUUGCCAAAAAAGCUAUACGAACUGCCGGAUGAACUAUCCAUCUUCACCGUGGAAGGUAUUUACUUGCAUCCGGAACCGAACCGCCACCAUGGGCACCGAGCAUGAGAGUUAAGACAAAGUAAAACCCUAGAUGCAAUACGUUAUUAUUGUUAGUAGUUAAUGUGAUUACCUGCGUCGCUGGUUAGCAGAAGACGCAGUGGAAGAAGAUGAAUUACACAAAAAAAACACCCACACACCCACACACACCAUCCACAAAACCGGGCGUGCUUAAGGGCAGUCAAUACAGUGCCACGGAUAGGCACUAUCCAGCCUUUUUUGGGGGUGGUGAGGAAGGAUGUGUGGAGUAUUUCAGCAAAUGGUUGAGAGAAAUGAAAGCCACGAAGGCCAAAAGUCUUAGCAAAUACUGCGAUACAUGAAAUGUAGGUCGUGUCCGCAUCGUAGAACAGAAAUGGGGUAAAACAAAAGAGCGAGAGAGAGAGGAACAGAUGCCAUGCCGGAACAUAGUGAAAGUGAAAUCAAAAAAGUAGAUAUCCUCAAAUUGUUGCAUUUGCUAAACGGUGCAAAAAAGGCAGACGAGAAAAAAGAAACUGAUAGCCUCUCACUAGCAACGGUGGAAUGAGAAAAACAAAGAAGGAGAAAAGAAGCGCCACGCAAACAAUUGCUGUCCUCGGGAACCAAAGUGAAGCUAAAGGAUGUGAUCAAAUUUCAUUCAUACACCCGUAACAUCGCAAAUUGAUGUUUCACCUUUUGCCAAUGCAUGUGGUUUUUUUUUUUGGUUCAUCCCGUCCUAUUGCUAUUGAACACAGGGCAUAGUGGCAGAGAGGAAGCCGAAUUCGUAUGUAUUUGUUUUGUUUUGCGAGUGUCUAUAAAUUGCAGCAAAACGUAAAGUGGUUUAAUUGCAACAGUUAUUUUAAAAACCAAUUUAGUUUA
Anopheles funestus (African malaria mosquito) is the source of this 5283-nucleotide messenger RNA. It is a transcript of the gene Eip63E, whose product is annotated as cyclin-dependent kinase 14. Gene Ontology annotation, molecular function: heme binding; ATP binding; cyclin-dependent protein serine/threonine kinase activity. NCBI's taxonomy places the organism in Eukaryota, Metazoa, Arthropoda, Insecta, Diptera, Culicidae. Gene Ontology annotation, cellular component: nucleus; cytosol; cytoplasm. Gene Ontology annotation, biological process: protein phosphorylation. The record is from RefSeq and is a predicted model, not a curated record. Bases 2962 to 4458 code for a protein of 498 amino acids. The transcript has 10 exons.